AUGAAAUCAUUCAACUUCAUAUCUAUCUUUUUAUUACUCCUUUCUUCGUUAGUGAAAGCAUACUCCAGUCCACCUGCUUGUGUUUUGGCAUGCGUUUCACAACAGGUUAGAAAUAGUGGCCAAUAUACUUUUAACCAACAAGCUUCAAUCUGUUCAAAUUUGGGUAAUGCAAUCAUUAGUUGUUUUUCCAGCACUUGCCCAAAUAAUGGGGCCUCUGCAGCUACUUCUUACUUCAAAUCAUUGUGUGGUAACAAUUUAGGUGGAAAUUCCACUAACUCCUCAUCAUCAAUUUCCUCUACAUCAACCACUUCAUCAGCCACUUCAUCCACAAUGAUCUCAUCAAAAUAUUCAUCUACUGUGAUGAUUUAUGGGAACGAAACCUCAAAUGAAUAUUCUAAGACCACCCUUUCAAACGAAAAUACCAGCGCUGCCACAAGCACCGGUAGUUUUGAAGUUCAAACAACAAAGGCAACCGAGGAUGUUUCUUCCUCUCAAUAUGAUACUGCUACAACUUCAAAAUAUGAAACAACUUCUAGUAUUCAUACUAAUAUUGCCAUGCAAUUAGGCGAGGCGUCGUUGGUGACUCUAAUUUUGGGAUUCUUUUUUUCAUUGCUCUAA
This is a messenger RNA of Saccharomycopsis crataegensis, 618 nucleotides long. RefSeq names its product CFEM domain-containing protein. The coding region runs from base 1 to 618 and encodes 205 amino acids. NCBI's taxonomy places the organism in Eukaryota, Fungi, Ascomycota, Saccharomycetes, Ascoideales, Saccharomycopsidaceae. The record is from RefSeq and is a predicted model, not a curated record. The transcript has a single exon.